GCCUUCCUUGUCACAGCAGCUAACUUUCGUUCAGCUGCUCAACAAAACCAUAUGUGGAUUUCGUGGAGUGAGUGACUCUCACCGUGAGGGGUAUCAUCACCCAUCUGACGCACCUGGCACCUCCACGCCUACUUGGAAGUCUCUUCUAAGCAAUAUGGCUCGGGUGAUUGAAUUGGUGAUGGUGGCGAUAUGGCUGCUCAAUGUUACUCAGACUGAUGUAGUGACAAUGGUCAGGACAGUUCCUCUUGGCCAUUCCUCUAUUAUCAACAGCAAAUACAUGGUUCGGCAGGACCAGUCACCCAAUGUCCUCUUUUAUGUGCUCUACACUUGGAUCAAUCCGUCCUCAGGCUCACAUGGUGUAUUUGGUUGUGGUCACUCUGACACUACUCCUCUGGUGGAUGGGUAUUUCCACCUCACAAGUCCAAGCAUGGUUGCAUCAGCAUGCCUUGUUUGCGAAGGCUGGGCUGACGAAGGUGGAAACGUCAGCCGUAUCAUUCAUGUCGAUGGUGACAGGGGAAGCAUUGAAAAGGGAAUUGGCAGAUGGGAAAAGUCAGCUAGCAGCAACACAGACAGCGGUGGCUGA
Molecule: messenger RNA, 583 nt
Organism: Closterium sp. Naga37s-1
Lineage: Eukaryota; Viridiplantae; Streptophyta; Zygnematophyceae; Desmidiales; Closteriaceae
Source: the annotation of a GenBank genome assembly